Molecule: messenger RNA, 1539 nt
Organism: Parascedosporium putredinis
Lineage: Eukaryota; Fungi; Ascomycota; Sordariomycetes; Microascales; Microascaceae
Source: the annotation of a GenBank genome assembly
AUGCCUGCCGCACUCGACUCUCAGAAGCUCGGUCUCGUCUUUCAGGCGCGGCCAGAUAUCAUUGAAGGCAUCAAGGCGGCCGCUGAUUCUCCCGCCCGAGUCACCCUGUUCAACAAUAUCGCGAGCUUCGUGUACGACCAGCUUCAAACCAAUGGCGAACCCUCUGCGAAACGGAGGCGAGUAGACGAAGGCGCAUCCACCGGCGCCGCUACCAACGGUGCGAACGGGGUCGAUGCCUCCAAGGAGCCGGUUCUCCUCGAGGUCAAGGAAAUCUCCGUGUCCAUGCCCCAGCGAAAGAAGUUUGAUCUGUGCUUCACGGCAAACCAUAUCUAUGCCAGGGCGGCAAAUGCCCCAGGCCCUGUGCAAGGCAUUGUGUAUAGGUGGCAAGACAUUGCUCUGGCAGAAUACGUUUUCUACCUGCCUGUUCCCGAAAAGGCUCAGGUCCAACACAACUACAUUCUCUUCCCCAAGGGAACCGCUCUCGCUUCCCUCAAGGGCGGUCCUCCGGCGAUUGAUCCUCUCGUAUUUACCGUCCCAGCGACGGCGCCAAAACAGGGUACGAUUGGAGGCACCGAUGCGCCGAAAGCCUCAAGUUUUUCGGAUUCAUACCAAACGCUCUUCAGCUGGGCGUUUAAAAACCAUCUGCGUAAAGCUGGAAAUGCCAUCAACAUCGUUGCUGCAGACCCCAACAAGUUUCACAGUGAGAUCCCUCAGCCACAUCGGCCCAAGGAAAAGGCCGUCCAUGUCAAGGGUUUCCGGGGCUCCAAGGAUGGCUACUUGUUCUUCCUGGAGAACGGUAUCCUCUGGGGCUACAAGAAACCUCUCCUAUUCAUCCCGCUCGAUCGCAUAUCCGCCGUCAGCUACACCAGCGUUCUCCAGAGGACAUUUAAUAUGGUCAUUGAAGUGUUUGCUAGUGAGGGAGAAGGGACAGAAGAGGUGGAGUUUGGCAUGAUCGAUCAGGCCGACUAUGGCGGCAUUGAUGAGUCGUACAUCAAGAAGAAUAGGUUGCAAGACCGGAGCAUGGCAGAACAGCGAAAAGCCAAGCUGGAGCUCGCCGAAAAUAUACGGGCGGCGAAGAAGGCUGGGGGCGCUGAGGGCGACGAGGUGCCGACCAACGGUGCCGAAGCUGAUGUGACGGGUGGCAUGUCCGAAUUAGAGAAGGCGCAGCUUGAGGCAGAGCAGGCGCUUCAGGACGAUGAGGACGAAGACGAAGAAGAUUACGACCCCGGAAGCGAUGGCGAAAGCGAGGGCUCCGGCUCUAACGAGGAAGAAGAAGAAGACGGCGAGGAGGAGGAGGAGGAGGUCGAAGAGGAGGACGCAGAGGUCAAGAUGGAGAUAGUCAAGGAAGAGAAACCUGUGGCGAAGGCACCUCCCGCGAAGGCACCUCCAGCAAAGGCACCUCCCGCGCCGAAGCCCAAAGCUAAGCUGCCGGCGAGAAACGUCACACAAGUGCUUAUGAGCGGCACAGACGAUUUUGAUCAUUCACGAGACAAUGACGAUGACCUAGACAUGGAAGAGAGAUUUGACGUCGUCGGGUGA